Oncorhynchus mykiss (rainbow trout) is the source of this 1940-nucleotide messenger RNA. RefSeq names its product insulin-like growth factor-binding protein 6. Gene Ontology annotation, biological process: regulation of insulin-like growth factor receptor signaling pathway. Gene Ontology annotation, cellular component: extracellular region. The record is from RefSeq and is a predicted model, not a curated record. Lineage: Eukaryota; Metazoa; Chordata; Actinopteri; Salmoniformes; Salmonidae. Gene Ontology annotation, molecular function: insulin-like growth factor I binding; fibronectin binding; insulin-like growth factor II binding.
ACCUUUUGGCUCUUUAAAAGCUGCUGUCUCUGGUGUCUGUCUGCUUCAUUAUCGCUCUGUCAUAGUUGGAUGGGAUUCCUAUCCACUCUGCCUUGCAUCUCCCAACCCAUAACUGGAACUGAGCUGAAUAAGAACAAACCACAGACAACAGCCUACCUGGCAUUGAAACAAAUAGGAACCUCCUGGACUAUUACUUACUCGUUGUUGUUUGACAACGUGUAUCUUGCGGGAAACAUGCUUCUGUACCCUGACCUUCUGGCCCUACUGUUCCUCCAGCUUGCGCUCUCCAGCCCAUGGACACUAGCCUCCCGGCUGCCUCCUCUCAGUGGAGGGAAUCCCUUCAGUAAGGGCUCCCAGGUGGCCAGGGCCCCCACACAGAGGCAGCAGUCUGGAGAGCUCAGCACCACUGUCCUGGCCCUGGGGGAGCCCUGUGGGGUCUACACUCUGAGCUGUGCCCGUGGACUCCGCUGCACCCCACCACUGGGGUACCCCAGCCCCCUCCAGGCCCUGCUGCAGGGCCGGGGAGUCUGUAGCAAUGCCAGUGGGCCCAGCCCUUCUGAGAGGCCCCAGCCCACAGCCACACGCCCAACACCCAGUGAAGACCUGGAGAAGGCUCCAUGCCGUAGGCUGCUUAACACUGUACUUAAAGGUCUGCAGCCCCUGGUCUUCCAGUCAGACUGUGCUGAUAUAUAUAUGCCCAACUGUGACAAGCAUGGUUUCUUCAGAAAGAAGCAGUGUCGGUCGUCUCGGGGCAUGCAUCGCGGCCACUGCUGGUGUGUGGACAAGAGUGGCAUACCAACCCCAUCACACACAAGCCCAGAGGGCACCCUGAUCUGUGACAACGCAUGAAAGGGCACUGUCCAGCCCACCCUAUCCUGCAGUCUGGAAUAUGGGCCAUAGGGUGAGGAUCGAGAGGAAGAAAAGUAGAGCAAGAUGAGAAUAAAAGAGAGGGAUAGAAAAGGAGGAAAAGUGAGGGAUGGAAGAGGAAGCACUUCCCAAAGUGCUUUACACUAAAUGGCUGAUACAAGCCAAAGGUUGCGUACCACAUGGCACCCUAUUCCCUAAGUAGUGCACUAUGUAGGGAAUAAGGUGCCAUUUGGGACACACACAAAUUCACCAACAACACUACUACCUACUAGGGUUGGGCUAAAUUCGAAUUGAAAGCAGUCAAUUCAGGAAAUGAUUUAAUUUAAAAUCCAUACAUUUACAUAUUUUUUUACAUAAAUAACUUCUACUUUUCAGUUUGAGAAGUCAUUGAAAAUGAAUUCACUUUUUUUUUUAGAUUAUUCAAUUGUAAUUUUUGUUUACUUCCUGGAUUGACUGCCUUAAAUUCUAAUUGAGCCCAACCAUGCUACCUACACGCACAAUCCUUCCAAUUCCAUUUCUCAUGGUCAUUCUCUUUAUCCAUCCUGUUAGUUUGGUCUCACAGCACCCUCUAGUGAUGAGUUAUGAUGCAAUACAGACCAGAAACAGAUGAUUUACCAAGUACAUUUGUGAGUGUGGACUAGAUGGGUAUGGAAUUGCUAUGCACUUUGUUAUCAUUUCAAAAUCUGUUCUCUGUGCUAUGACGCAGAGUUGUGAGUUCAUUUUAGAAUCUAACUCAAAGUUGGUAGGCCUGUAGUAAACUACAUACCCAAUUCCAUUUACCCACUUUUUUCCUGGCCUAGUGAUGAGGCUUGUCUCUGAUGAUGUAUCCACUGUCUCUCUUAUAACUCUGAAACUAUGCUCUUAAAUCUGACAUUAUUCUGAUGUUUAAACUCCAGGGUCAAGCACUACUAGAGCACCUCCAACCUUUUUACUGACAUUGCAGCAGACAAAUUUUAAUACUAUAAGAUAGUCCUUUGUAAACAUACAGUACCAGUCAAAUGUUUGGACACACCUACUCAUUCCAGGGUUUUUCUUUAUUUUUACUAUUUUCUACAUUGUAGAAUAAUAGUGAA